GUUUGUUUAGUCGCAUGUUAUUGCCUUUCACCUUUACUGAGGCUCUUUGUUCAAUUUCGCCUAUUGUGGAGGCGUAUUAUGCAUUUUAAUUACCUUAUCACCGUCUUUGAGGAUCUACAAAACAAUUUAACAGGAGCCUAAAUCAGGAAAAUAUCUCACUGAAUCACUUUCAUGCUGAAAUCUGAAGAUCAAGAUGAGGAUUGCGCCAAGAAUGGCUAUGAUUUUUUGAAAUCAAGCUUAUCUGGCAUUAUAACUCAGGACACACGCACUAGGAUCGACACACUGAUUCAGGAAGUUGCCUCCUUGAAAGAUGUUGAAAAGCUUCUUUUUUGCCUACUUCUCCCAGUGGAUAAUACUCACGGUUCUCAUUGUAUCAGCAAUACUUCUUUUGGCUUUGCGGGUGAUGAACUGGAAGUUUCCUCUGGUUACGACGUCAAUUCUCUGGGUAUUGGCCUUUUCUCACCGGGUGGACAGUCUUCGCUUCACUUAUCCAAUCAAGUAGAGCAAAGUCAAGCCUACACGUGGAUUAUGUCUCAUCUAGAAGAAGAUCCAUCAACUUGUUUAAGAAAAGAUGAAGUAUACGAUGACUACAGAGCAUAUUGUGAGAAGCACCACAUGAAAACUCUAAAUACGGCAGAUUUUGGAAAGGUCAUGAAACGUGCAUUUCCAAAUGUAAAACCACGACGUUUGGGUCAACGAGGACAGUCUCGAUACUGCUAUGGUGGAAUGCGUAAAAAGACAGAAAUUCAACCACCCUACUUACCUGAUCUCACCAAUGAAGCUCUUGGUAUUAAUUCUCAAAAUAUAUCUGGAAGGUCUGUCGGUUCACCUGGAAGUAGUUCUGGUGGAAGCUUCGAAGCUGGGUCUCAAAGGCAUAUGUCAUCAAAUAGUCCACUAAUUCGUCUUUUAAAAUCCAAUGGAUCUGAUGCUGAUAUUAGCAGUUGGGCUGAUGAUCCAUCUGUGCGAACUGUUUUAGGAAUUCGUGGUUCCGUCGUCGCAGACGUGGCUCAUAUUCUACUGGAAUAUGGUCACCAAGUUUUUGGCAUACAAUUCAAGUCACUAUUUCAGCUCGCCCAACAUCUUGUUGCUAACCGUUAUGUUAAUUCUAGGUCCAAACAUGCGUUUGCCUUGAUCGCUCAUGCUGCUAAUCCUCCGAGCUCCUUUUCACCACCACCCUCUACAGCCCUUGCUGAAAUGCUCCAAAAAGGCUCUGUUAAAUCAGCAUUCGGUAAAAUACAAAACAAACGUCAGAAUUCGUCUACAAGUGAUUUAUCAUCCUGUAAAUCGGAAUGUACUAAAAAUGAAAGUUUUCAUCCACCUUCAACAAACAAUGUUGACUCUCCAGUCACCAAUGUUUCUCGGUCAACUGUACCAGAUAAUAGACAUUUAAAUCUUCCAAUUCCUAACCUGAAUCAUAAUUUAAAUAAUCAUGGAUUACCAUCCGUCCCAUCUCUCAUUGGUUCUGGCGAUAACCCUGCUAUGCAAAUGCCUCAUUGCAGUACUCCUCAACGUGGUAACUGUUACAAGCCCUAUGAACUACAAACUUCUUUGCCACAAACUAGUGGGGUUGGUGCAUAUACAGCUGCUGUCCUGGCAUCUCCGUCUGCAUUACAGUCUUCCCAUCAACAAUUGUCUAAUAACCCAUUCAGUUUUACUCAGAACUUCCGAAAUAACUCGAUCAAUCAUCCAUAUUCCCAUAGUGGUACACCUGGGUUAACACAUCCAUCUACAGCAAUGGCAUUGGCUGCAGCAGCUGCUGUUGCAGCACAUCAAAAACAACAGUCUGGUGUGUCAAAAUUUCCUUCAUGUGUUUUGGGGUCUAAUUUCCCUUCAGCACUUGGUCCAAUUCCCGGUCCCAUAUCGCCAUCCGUUGACUCACGACAUAUUACUGCAAACACUAAUACAUCUACCCCUCCUAUUGCCCACACCGAAAAACAUACUAGCAUUUUGGAACCAUCCACACCAAAGUCUCAAUGUGAUUCCGCGUAUACAAACUUGGGUGGUUAUCAUUCUCCGAUAACAAAUAGCUCAAUGUAUCCAGCCCAUCAAAUUACAUCUCCAUACCCCAGAUCCCAGCAACCGCCUGCCCCACUCCCUCCUGGUGUAGGUGCACGCAGCCCAUAUGCCCAAGUGUCGCAUCUAUCUGCAGCGAGUACGGACUGUAGUCAAGUAGGGUUUAAGCGAACUGUCCUACCACAUCCUGGAGAAGCCCCAGGUGCAUAUGAACCAUCGCCACGAUUUCACCUAGGCGGUCAAAGUCCCAAUAAACGUGCUCGUUAUUUAUCUACAGCCUCUGGUUCGAGUUCUAAUUCGUUAUCAACAGAUGGUCCACCACUCAGUGGUGGUAGUUUUCCAGAAGGUAAUGAACGGUAUUCUGAACAAGUAGCACCAGUCAUUACUCAUAACGCCUUAGCUGUUCCUUCACCUGCAAGCAGUGGAAGCAGUUCAUCUAAUCCCCCUCAAAUUCCAACCAACCCUACAGGAUAUUCUGGAUCAUGUGGUACUUCCCGGCAGUACGGCGUAAACACUCUUGAUCAGUCACCAUCUAUGCCUUCUCCUUAUUAUCCUGGUCGGUAUGAAGGACUUGAGAUGCAUAGCCCUGCACCACCAUCACAUGGACUUCUAAGACCUCAUCAUGUACAAAACAAUACCGGGUCGUCGAAUUCGUCUUGGAAUAUUCCCGGUCCAUUAUCAUCUAAGACUAAUCUGUUUGAUCAGCAGCCAUCUGAUUAUGUAAUAAAUUCUAGAAGUCAAAGUUAUAACCCCAAUCUUUCUGUUUCGACCUCUGAACGUACAAAUGUUGCUACAGUGUUUCGUCCCCCAAUUACCCCGUUUACUCUGGAGCUGGAAAGUGAAGAUGAUGGAGACAACUUGCCUAGGUUAGGCACUUCUCCAGGACCACAAAUACCUCCUAGUUCACCCACAGAGUUCUUACCGUUUUACUCUGAAGCUGCUAAUAAAUCUGCUCAAGCUCAACUACGACAGAAACAUUUUACUGAACUUACUCCAAGGAUUCAUAAUACACCAGAUAGUGACGAUCGUGGAACAAAUUCUGAUAAUAGUUCUCCGUGUAUGACGCUUGUAAAUCGAGAGCGAUCGGAUAUUCGAAAUAAUUGUCAUAUUAAAUCUAACGAAUUUGUAACUACUACUCCAAUGACCAACCCUGUUUCACAUUCUGAUGAAGUUUUGUCCCCAUGUUCAUCAGAUUCAAACGAUCGUACUUUAACCAUUCUUGACAAUUUAGGCGAAGUAAAUACUCCGCCAAUGCCAGAUGGUUUGGCUGAUGCACCAUCUCCAAGCGAAGUAAUAAAAACUAGUUCCAUGGUGCGAAAACGUGAAGAAUUACAACAUGAAUUGAGCACUCCUGGUCCAGCUGAUGGAAGUAGAUCCCCUUCUUGUCCCAGUAACUCAGCCUCAGUUCAGUGUUCAAGUUCAGCAGAUGUGAGUAUCACAGCGUUUUGAAUUUUGUGUGUUCGUUUCACAAAGAAUAUAUGGUCCCGCAUUUACUUAUUUUCAAUUCCGUGUGUUAUUGUUGAGAAAAUAUUCCAUGGAUGAACGCGCUUAGUUCAUUUUUUAAAAUUCAGCCAUCGUUCAUCUCGUGAUAAUUCUGGACACAAAACGACACAAUCUCUAGAUUCUUUUUUUGAUUUAGCAAACGCUAUUCUACCUCCAAAAGGUUUUAAUAGGCAUUACUUUAUUUUUCAAACUUGAGAAUUCGUACAGCUUUUCACAUUUCACCUUAUUUUUUUUAAUACGAUUUUGAUAUGUACAUUUUUAUAUGACGGUUGUUUUUCUGUAUCUGUUCGUGCUUGGUGCAUUCCUCUUUUAUAAACUAUUUUUUCACUUGGUUUAAUCAAAACAACCAAAGAGUCUUUUACACUGAUAUCCGAUCAGUUAUAUAAUUUAAUCAGAUUCUCAGCUUCCUCUGUUGCAUACUUUGGAUAGUUUUCCUACAAUCCAUUAGAUAAAUGACAGUGAAGUUGUGGUUAUAAGUUUUCCCAUUUUUACUGUUUAUGCAUAUACCAAAGUUUUGUAGUUUCAUAUUUGACCAACUGAAAAGCCUGUAAAGUUUUUUCUCCAUUUAUUGGCUGAAAUACCAUUCAUCUUUUUGAGUGUGAAAUUAAAUGCAUUUUAUUAAGUCACACUGGCUCAUGUUCACGUUCUUUUAAAUGGUAAUUAUAAAUUAAAAGGCGAACUAAGUUUCAAAUAAAAAGUUGGGUUAUUAGUUCAUUAUGUAUCUGUCGGGAACGGACAGUCAGCGGAGACCUUUUAUUAUGGCCGUUAGAGGUAUGAGGGCGGUUAUCACUUCCUAGCUGCCCACAUUGUGGAAGGGUUUUUCUUGAGGUAUUUGAAAAGGAAAUUUGCUUAGAGGUGGUCUUUGCGGUCCGUUCUCCAACCGACCUGUCUAGCAUGGUAAGACCUCAGGGAACGAUUGUCCCAGUCAUUAUCGCUUGAUUGGUUCAUCACGAUAGGCAAGCCCCACGAUUACGUCGAGGCAGCAAAAACUGGCGGGAUUUUGUAAUAUACCAUUGUGGGCCGGUGUAAUUUUACGUUAGUUUUCAGGGGAACUGAACACUAUGCAGACUUUUACGUAACAACCGAAAGCCAGUGAUUGGAAAUUCUGUGCGACGGCUCAAAAUCGGUCGCAAUGGCGUGGGUGUGUACGCUCUACUAUGAGACUAAAGUCGUUUUAUAUCUUUCUGUACUGUAUCCUUAUACACCCUCUCUUUUAUAUAUUACUACCAUUAAAGUAAGUACUAUGAAUUCGGUGCUCAGCUUAGUGUGCUAAUGAGGUCAUAAUCUUAUACCUUGUGUCCCGUGUGAAUUUUUCGAACAGAAAACUGGGCAU
This is a messenger RNA of Schistosoma haematobium, 4849 nucleotides long. It is a transcript of the gene RFX7, whose product is annotated as Regulatory factor X, 7. Gene Ontology annotation, biological process: regulation of transcription by RNA polymerase II. The record is from RefSeq and is a predicted model, not a curated record. The coding region runs from base 172 to 3462 and encodes 1096 amino acids. The transcript has 12 exons. NCBI's taxonomy places the organism in Eukaryota, Metazoa, Platyhelminthes, Trematoda, Strigeidida, Schistosomatidae. Gene Ontology annotation, molecular function: RNA polymerase II cis-regulatory region sequence-specific DNA binding; DNA-binding transcription factor activity, RNA polymerase II-specific.